GUGUUGGAAUCAAGACCAGACCAGCUCCAGAUUGAAGAGGAAUCCACAAACUCUGACACGGAGGAUAAGCGCAUUCGCAUACAGUUUUCAUCUAAACACCUCGUUUUAGCAUCGUCGCAUUUCCAAGGUAGCCUUGGAGGCGAAUUAACGGAAGGCCAUACCCUCCGGUCCGAAGGUCACUUCAAAAUCGAGAUGAAUGGACACGGCCUGGAUGCAAUGCUGCUGGUGAUGAACAUGAUCCAUGGUAGAUUUCGGCAGCUGCCUUCAUCUGUUGACCUCUGUACAUUGACGAGAAUCGCCGUGUUGACAGAUUACCUUCAAUGCCAUGAAGUUGUAGAGCCAUUCGUCGACCAGUGGAUUGAGAGACUAGAAGGAAAAAUCGUGCACGUCUACUCGAAGGAACUGAUUCAAUGGCUCUGCAUCUUCCAAAUCUUCAGA
Messenger RNA from Paraphaeosphaeria sporulosa, 438 nucleotides. RefSeq lists its product as uncharacterized. NCBI's taxonomy places the organism in Eukaryota, Fungi, Ascomycota, Dothideomycetes, Pleosporales, Didymosphaeriaceae. The annotation marks the transcript as partial. The record is from RefSeq and is a predicted model, not a curated record. The transcript has a single exon.